AUGCAUAGUCUUAAUAGUGUACAUUUAGAUAAUAUCAAUACAGUCGGCUAAUAAGAUACAUCUAUAUGCAAAAAUAUUCCGGUAAAUAAUGAAUGCGACUCUUCAUCAAUUAUCUUACUCAAGAAAAUAGAAGCUCCUAGUCCUGACAUUCCUAGUUUUAAUUAGGUUAUUUUCAAACCAUUUUAAAAAUUAAUUAUCUACUAUCAUAUUGGAUUUUUUAUUCGAAAACUAUUGAAGUAUAUUAAACCAGAUCAAAUAUUUAAACCUAAACAUUACUAUUUAAUCAAUGAUAAAAGUGCAGGCAACAUUAAAGAUUUUAUAAGUUAUGCUGGUAAAUCAAAAUCAACUGUAAUGCAAUAUCCAGGUCUUGAUGAAGUUGAUUUCUUUGUGAGAUUGAGAUAUCGAUAUAGACAAGGCCUAAUAAAUUGUCAAUAAAAAAUCUUAUACUUAUUUGAACAAAUUCCAUUGAUAGACCCAUCAUUUAAAAUCAAAAUCAUUUGGGAUCUUCUACUUAAUAUAUUCAGAAUUUAUCUCAUGUACAUUAUUCCUAUCAUUAUCACUUUUGAGUAACUAAUUGAAGAUUAUGAUAAUAUUAUUAUAAUAUCAUAAAUUGUGUUUAUUAUAGAUUUACUUUUGAGGAAUAUUACUAUUUAUUAUGAUUAAGGUUUACCUGUUGUUGAUCGCUAUUAGAUUGUUAAAAAUUAGUAUCAUAUUACUAAUCUUAUAGAAUUAAUGGAGAUUUGCUUACUCUUUGCUAUGGCAUAUUUUAAAUUUGAAUUUAAUCAUUAAUUUAUAUUAUUUGAUGGCUGGCCUAAAUUAUGGAUGUUAUUAUAUUUUAUUCAGUUAAAAAAUCUUUUAAAUUUUAUAGGAUCGUGGUAGCAAUCCUUUUUAAUGGGUUAAUUAGCAUCAUCAUUAAUUGAAUUAUUUAAAUUAAUAGGUUUGCUACUAAUUAUUUAACAUAUAUUUAGUUGUAUAUGGUUGAUAAUUGGAAAAUAUAAUCUUAUUCUUGGAAAUUCUAAUUGGAUUUCAUAUUUCAACUUAGAUAAUAUAUCAUGGAUAGAUUUAUAUAUUGAGUCUAUGUAUUACACUAGUGUAACAAUGUACACAGUAGGAUAUGGCGAUUUACACCCAAUAAGUAUUUGUUUAUUUAUUUAUAUCAGAUAUCUCUGAAAAAAUGUUUGCUGUUUUAUUUGUAUUUGUUUGUACAUUUCAACUUUCUUUUAGUUUGAAUACGAUUGGGGAAAUUUUAACUAGAAUGAAAAAUAACAAUGAUAUAAUUAAUAAAAAGCUAAUCUUUAUUAAUUAAUAUAUGCAUAAUAAAAAAAUAAGUCAUUAAUUACAAUUUCAGGUAAGGGAGUAUUUAAAUUAUUAUUGGUAUCAAGAGUAAACAUAAUAAACAAAAGAAUAGACUGAUAUUUUAAGUUAAUUAUCUGAAGAUCUUAGAAAGUAAAUAGCAGUUGAAUCAAAUAGUAUUGUGCUUAAAAAUUGUGAAUUUUUUUAUAAAAAUUUCUCAACAGAAUUUCUAAGUGAGCUUUUGAAACAACUUUAAUUUCAAUCUUAUUAACCCUCAUCUACAAUAAAUAUAUUUAAUGAUGAUGAUCAUUUCAUGCAUAUAAUUGAAUCUGGUUAGGUUGAUGUUUAUGAUAAAUCAUUUGAUAAAAAAGUAUUAAUAGGUUGUUUUAAAUCAAACGAAUUUUUUGGAUUAAAUGAAUUUGUUAAUAAUUAGAAAAACUUCAAAUAUGAAUACAAAAGUUCAGGAUUUGUGAGUACUCUAGUAGUACCUAGAUCUAAGUUCUAAGCAAUAUUAUAAAAGUAUCAAUCUGAUUUCGAAAUUUUUUGGAAUCUGAAAAUCAAUAAUUAUUCUGAAUUAAAAUGUGCUGUUUGUGAAUCUAAAAGACAUCCGCCUGAUUUUUGUAAAUAAGUGCAUUUUAUUCCAGACAGAGAAAAAGUAAUUAAAUAAUUUAAUUUUUAUUAAAAUUAAGAAAGAUAAAAGUUUAGAAGAAAUUCAAUAAGAAUUAAACAAUUAUAUCAUGCAUCUACUGAUUAAGAAAUUAUAAAAGAAGCUGCUUAAAUGGUUAAAGUAAAAAAUGAUAGCAUGUUUUUUUAAAAAUAUUAAAUUAUUGAAGAUGAAACCACACAAUAUGAAAGUUAAGGUAAUAUAAUUAUAUAAAAAUUAUAGAAUACAUAAACAAAAAAAAAGAUAUUGAUUCAGUAGGAAUUUUAAUAAAAGAUCUAGAGAGUCGAUCUUAUCUCGAUAUUAAUCAUAAAUCUCAACAAAAAUCUGAAAAAGAAAUUUUGGAUUUAAAAAUUCACUUUUCAUUGGAACUGCAAACUUUAAAGUCAUUAAAAGAUAAAUUGCAUCACAAAGAUUUAUAUACAGAUAAGGAUAUUUAAUAGAUUGAAUAUCUGAUUAGGAUUUUAGAACUUAAAUUAAACUUAGAAGAUACAAUAGAUCUUGAUUAAUCAUAGGAAUAUUAGAUUUAUAAUUAAAAAGCGAAUAUAAACAUAAUUUUAAAGAAAUUAAUUCAUCCAGUCAGAUAUAUAAUAACUUAAACAUCAAAAAGCUUAGAUUAAUUUUCAUUGAUUAGUGGUAAUGUUUGGCUCAAAUAUAUGUUUUAUCCUUAUGAUUUUAUAAAUUAAUAUAGAUAUAAUGUUAAUAGAUUAGGUUUACCUAGAAAAUCAAUGGUUGUGAGGUAAUAAGAACGUCGUCUAUCCUCUGCUUUAUUGAGGAAAAAAUAAUAAAACAUACGAUCAAUAAAAAGAUCCAUACAAGUGCAUCCAAUAAAAUGA
Paramecium sonneborni is the source of this 2790-nucleotide messenger RNA. NCBI's taxonomy places the organism in Eukaryota, Ciliophora, Oligohymenophorea, Peniculida, Parameciidae. The record is from the annotation of a GenBank genome assembly.